CCAGUUGAGGACUAUCGUCUCAGAUUUGGAAAUGCUGGAUCUGAUGCUAAUGUAAACUAAAAUAGAUCUAAAAUAUAAGUAAACAAAUGAGGGCGUUAGUUUUAAAAUGGCAUUUCCAGACUUGGUUUUAUAGCUUUGCGCUGAGCUGCUCGUGAUGAAAGCGCAUGCAUUAAAAAACGCAGUCAAUGUCGCUACGCGUUUUGUUUUGCUGGAUUCUCCCGGAAAUCCGGAUUGAACGGAGGAAAUUGACAGCGUUAGUAGGAAUGGCCGCUAUGGUCACUCGAGGAAGGAACCAGAAGAGCCCGAAACUUUACUUCCAACGGGCCCGCUGAGGAGUUGAACUUUGACGAAGCGCACGAACCAUUUUCUUGCAGUGGACGAAAGACGGCGUCUUUUGACGUGGUAUACUUAGGAUCGGCUCGCAUGCUUGGAUCGCCGUUACAAGUGUCGCCGAGUUAGACUGAAUGUAGCCGCUAGCCAGCUGUUGGCUCCCUUGCUUGGCUGGCCCAACAAGUUAACUAAGUGAAUAACUGCAUUAAAGCAUUCGCCGAUCGCCGUUAAAUGGUGAUCGCCGAUCGUAGCAAUAACUAAUAUUUGGCGACAGUAGAGCGAGAAGCGUCGCGGGGUACCAGAUUGUCAUUGCGAUUUGAGAAUAUAAUUGGUGCUAAUCUUAACGCUAGCUCCAAAGCUAGCUAAGUUGUGAUCCUGAAGUAUCGCCCAUUUUCGGAUCCUGCCCCAGCUACUGGCUUGGGGGCUAAUCAACAGCUCGUCAGUCUGCUUUUAAGGUGGCAUCUAUAGUACGAUGGAAAGUCUAACGUUGAGUGAUGUCGAGCAGAAAUAUUACUCCGAUUUGUUCGUUUACUGCGACACGGACAACACUAAAAAACUGGCUUCUUACGGGAGAGUUCUUGACCUUUUCCGGGCGGCCCAGCUCCCCAGCGAAGUUGUCAUACAGAUCACAGAGUUGUGUGGAGCCACUCGGCUGGGUCACUUUGGACGAAGCCAGUUCUACAUCGCCCUAAAGCUGAUUGCCAUCGCCCAGUCAGGCCUGCCGCUCAGAGUAGAAAGCCUCAACUCAGUCAAGGACCUGCCGCUGCCCAGGUUUGUGGUGGGGAAGAAUGAGGCGGAGGUGAGACACGUGGCGCUUUACCAGGACCCGGACAGUCAGGGGUUGUACCCCGCCUCCGCAGCUGCGUUAAUACCAAGGCCGCCAGGCAGGGGUCACCCGAACAAGAAGGUCCCCCCCUCAGCUAGCGCCCAUCCUCUCCACGAGGCAGUUCAGCCCACAGCACCGAGCGUAGAAACACAGCAGGCAGAACCCACAUCCCCCGUGGUCUCCCCUCAUCAGUCCCCACCCUCCUCCCCGCCUUCCUGGAGGAAACACAAACGGCAGCACAGUGGCGGAAACGCAGACAGACAACCGGUGGCGGCACCGACCGGAGUCGUGUGGACGCAAUUCCGGGAGCAACAAACUGCUCCUGUGUCAGGUGACGGAUUGUGGUCAUCGCACUCGCCCCCUCUUCCGGGUCAGGAAAGUUGGGUCAGUUUCACGGCUGAUACGCCGCCAUCAAGCACAGUCCCCGGAGCGCACCCGUCGUCCGUACAGGAAAGCACAACGAUACGAACAACGAUGGCCCCGCCAGCAGCAGCAGCAGCAGCAGCAACUACUACUGAGGUCCAGCGACAGUCCAGUGGCUACGAUGAUCCCUGGAAGAUCACCGACGAACAGAGACAGUAUUAUAUCAACCAGUUCAAAAGCAUUCAGCCUGACCUGACUGGUUUCAUACCAGGUUCAGCAGCAAAAGAGUUCUUCACCAAGUCCAAAUUGCCCAUUUUAGAGCUGUCGCAUAUUUGGGAGCUCUCCGACUUCGACAAAGACGGCGCGCUAACCCUGGAUGAAUUCUGCGCCGCGUUUCACUUGGUAGUAGCCCGGAAGAAUGGCUACGAUCUCCCCGAGAAGCUGCCCGAGAGCUUAAUGCCAAAGCUGAUUGACCUCGAUGACUCAGCAGGUGGGCGGCUUCACACCGUUGCGUUUCGUCCCUUUGACCUUGGACCGCACUCGACGUCAAAAGUUUACUUUGUGCUCUCCUUCACCGGUACGCGCUUAUCGCAAGCAGAAGUGCCGGAGCCAACCGCUGACGUCGGGUUCUCGGCCUCCCCCGCCGAGGUGACGCCCAACAAGUCCCCCUCCAUGCCCUCGCUCAACCAGGCUUGGCCGGAGAUGAACCAGAGCAACGAGCAAUGGGAGACGUUUAGCGAGCGCUCCUCCAGCUCACAAACUCUGACCCAAUUUGACUCUAACAUUGCACCAGCUGACCCUGACACAGCCAUCGUCCACCCUGUUCCUAUCCGGAUGACCCCCAGUAAGAUCCACAUGCAGGAGAUGGAGCUCAAGAGGACUGGCAGCGAUCACAAUCAUCCGACCAGUCCAAUACUGACCAAGCCACCAGAAGUGUCCGAAGAAGUCAAACUACCGGUGCCUGCCACCAUGAAGUUUGUACCAGCAAAUGCCGUAGGUGAUGGUUACAGCAGUUCUGAUUCAUUCACCUCUGACCAGGAGCCAGUCGCAAGACAAAGGUCUCAGUCGGGCGCAUCUCCGGAAGCUCUGAAAGUGGUGGCGCCGCCUCCCCCUCCCCCCCGGCCUCACCCGUCCCACUCCCGCUCCUCGUCGUUGGACAUGAACCGCAAUUUCGCCGCAGCGUCAGCCGGCGGACAGCCGCAGCCCGCCGCCAUCGCUUUCCCGCCCGCAGUGCCUCCUCGACCGCUUCCUACACAGUCAUCGGUGCCGCACGCGGGACAACGCGCCGAGGCUGAGGGUGCGUCGGGAGCGGGGGCCCCACUCACCACCACGUCCCCCCAGCAGAUUCCGCAGCAACCCAAUUUCGCCGACUUCAGUCACUUUCAGGCCUUUGCUGCAUCUGAGCAACCUUCGAGCUUGCCGGAGGUCGACAAGCACAGCGAUCCUGGACAGGGGGACAAGUCAUCAGACGGAGCCGGGCCCCUGAGAACAGUCAAGAGUGACGGCCAAGCCGAUGAAAGAACGACCACCGCCGGUCACUCUACCAAGGGUUCAUCUGGCCCUUUAGCUCCUCCUCCCAAGCCUAUUCGUCGCAGGUUGAAGUCUGAGGAUGAGUUGCGGCCCGAGGACGAGCAGCACGGCCCACAGAAGUCCAACAUCAUAGCCGCCGCCAUGGCUACUCAGCCCUCGAUCCCCAGGUCAGUAGGGAAGGACAAAAAGGCAAUACAAGCGUCGAUCAGAAGAAACAAGGAAACAAACACGGUGUUGGCAAGACUAAAUAGUGAACUGCAACAACAGUUGAAGGACCUACUUGAAGAGAGGAUCUCUUUGGAAGUGCAGCUGGAACAGCUCAGACCUUUUUCCCACCUUUAACCAUCACCAAUGAGGUGGUGGUAGUUUCUCCAAAGCAAGGCUGCACCCUUGGUGGCAUUCAGCCCCAGCCCACCCAACCAUCCUUCCUUUCCCCCCCCUCCUUCUCAUCCGCAGCGCGCACCUCCUCAAAGCCCACACUUGCUUAUCGGGUGUACAGCGGAGCCAGCCGGGAGCGCCGUGAGAGCGCGAGAAGACGACGACAAUGUGGCACUUUUUCAAUUUUCUCCGAAGAGAGAUGAACCCGUGGCCGACAGCUGAGGGGGGGGGGGGGGGGGCGUGUUGGACAUUUGGCUGCAGCUACGAGUUCUGUCUGAAGAGAUAACUGCUAGGCGAAUGAAUGCGCGUGUGAAUCUGUUUUCGUUCAGUGUCUGGAUGCUCGUCAACACACCCGGUCAACAGUUGAAAGAGUUGUUUAGCCAAAUCUAACCAGAACAUCGGACACCCGUAAUCAAUAUUUUCAAACCGUCUAUGAUCACAGCCGUUGAAACAUUUUCGGACUUGUCGUGGCCUCUGGGAAACUCGUGUUGGUGCGCGCUUGUUGGAAUGGAUUCCAAUUUAUGCCAAAUGACUGAAUUACCACUGCUGUCUCCCCUUUUAUUCUGUGUUAUUUUCCAUCCUUUUCCCUCCCCGUCACCUCUUUUUUUUUUUUUUUCCUUUUUAAGCCCCCCUUUGAUUGCACCAUUCUGUUCCAGUCUCCUUUAACGCCAAAGGAGCGUUGAAGUGAAUCCCAGCUCCAUGAGAGGUGGCAUUUAUGAAGGACUCGCGAUGAGAAGUUUUCCCUUUCGGCACCGGUCCAAGAGUUGAUAUCUCCAGUCAUCUUGCCCGAUGACGCACUAUGCAAGUUCAGGGGCGAUACGCGGGGGGGCCACAGUUUGAGCGCAGAAAUAGUAGCGACUUUGUCUUUGUAUCUCGGAUCUUCCAGAACACAAUCUACUGUAAAUGCUACAAGAGGGAAGCGAAUCCACAUCAGUGUUUCUGCACUUUCAGACUAAAUCCGUAUUAGAGGGAGAAAAAAAAAAGUUAUCUUAACAAGACUAGAGACCAGUUACCACAGCGUGAAUGAUCCCACUGCACUUUGAACUGCAAACCCUCCGUCUGGCUUUUAUGAGUUACUUUUUUUUUCAUCUUUUAAACUGUCAGAAGUAUUAAAGUCAUCAAUCUAUUCUAAAUUGUCGCCGAGAAAAAGUGCGGUUCGUGCCAUCCCAAAAUAGCUUCUUGUUUAGCUGAUUGUUAAUUUUUAUGAUCACUGUGUCUAUGGCCUUAUUCUUAACUCUCCCUGCCUGAAGUUCAGGUUUCCAUGGUGACUGACUGACCACCUUGUUGCAACAAGGCUCGCCUUUUUUUUCUUUCUUUGGUUUGUACGAAUGUGUGUGUGUGUGUGUGUGUGUUAGCGUUGCCACACCUGGAGCUGAUAGCUUUGAAUCCCCCCUUUUCUAAAAAAAAAAAAAAAACAUCAUGGGAUGGAUUAGCGCUUGCCAGAUGAAAAGCACUCGCCGUCCCGAAUGGCAAUCCAGGCAGAAGCAACCUGUCGGAAACAAAAAAACAAAAUCUCUGGUGGGAUUUUGAAUGCCAUUUGCUUCCAGAUCUGUGUUGUACAUUGUAUCUGACACACACCCACCCCCCCCUUUUUUUUUGGAACUUGUGUACAUUUGCAUUCAUUGCUGACUAACAGCGAAAUAAUAUUCUAUUUAAUUCCUUCUCUCUUUGGCUGUGGGAUCCUAGAUGUUCAAACUGCAUGGAUGUACUGUAUCUCUGCAGAGUCGACUAGCAGCUGUGUGGUUUUUACACAAAAAAAUAAAAACGGCACAAUAUUUUAAAACGCC
This is a messenger RNA of Hippocampus zosterae (dwarf seahorse), 5214 nucleotides long. RefSeq names its product RALBP1 associated Eps domain containing 1 (gene reps1). The coding region runs from base 803 to 3391 and encodes 862 amino acids. The transcript is spliced from 18 exons. Gene Ontology annotation, biological process: endocytosis; endosomal transport. Lineage: Eukaryota; Metazoa; Chordata; Actinopteri; Syngnathiformes; Syngnathidae. Gene Ontology annotation, cellular component: cytoplasm; plasma membrane. The record is from RefSeq and is a predicted model, not a curated record. Gene Ontology annotation, molecular function: protein binding; calcium ion binding.